AUGAGAACGCGUGCUAGUAUGGCUGCCCAGUAUGCCAGCCCACCAGGACCUCCUCAGUCUAUCCCACAAUCAACAACAGGUCCCGUUCCUGCAGUUUCUGGGUCCCGCUCAACCACUACAAGCCCCUACGCGACUCAAAUGCUUCCCAAUGGACAGUACGUUCCCGCGUACGCGCCCAACGGCGGGUCCGCACAACCCCAAGUCAUGAACGGAUACCCUGCACAAUACUAUAACCCGCCGCCGCAAAUACCACCACACCAGCAACAGCAACAGCACCAGCAACCGCAACAACACCAGCACCAGCACCAACAGCAGCAGUCUCAGCCUCCACGGCCAGGUGUGAUACCCGGACUUCCUCCUCAUUUGCAAAAGACCGGGCCAUAUAUGCCCAUGCCUCAACAACAACAACAGCAGCAGCAUAUUCCACAACAGCUACAACAACCACAACCGCAACAACAGCAACAUCUUCAACAAGUUUCAGCUCCUCAGCAGUAUGCUCCAGUGGUCCACAAUGUGACUGCAAUCCCUAUUAUGACACCUGGGAAUAGUCCACACGCGUUCCAGACCCCUUAUUAUAAUCCAGCAAUGAGACAGCAGACACAGCAGCAGCUGUUACUUGAGCGGCGGCAAAAUGAAGCCCGCAGCGGAGGUACAGCUUAUGGAUACGGGUUGACAGGAGUCCCCACCUUACAGCGAAUCCUUAUGUCUCUGCAGUGCGGGAUUGAGAGCGAGGAAAAAUGGGCGCUGGCGUCGCUUGUGCACACGUCCUUUGCGAGUGCAGAAAAGUUUAGCUUAAAGUACAAUGAUGUGUUGGCCGAUGUGUUGCUCCGCAAAAUUGCGGAAUCCCAUGGAGGAAAGAAAAAUGAAGAUGUUGAGGAUAGCAAAAGUACAGGCACAAUAUUCCCAUUUGACGCGACAUCUGCGUCUGAUGCUAUCCUUGCGACUGAGCAACGAAUUCUUGAAGCUCUUUUGGUGGUACGAAACUUUGCAGUAGAGUCUGAUAAUGCCGAAUAUCUCGGAAAACAAAAGCUAUGCCAGGAGGUCGUGGCCUACGGUCUUGAUACCACCAAUGUUGGUGUGAACAAUGAGUACUUGCACUACUGUGUCGAGAUUCUCGAGUCUGUGAGCUUUUAUAUUAUUGGAAUGACCCUUGAUCACCCACUUUUCCAAUCAGUUGCUAAACUUGUUGCAACUUCGACCGACCGUUCCAUUGCUGUGCCUGCUCUUCGCUCGCUUUCCCGACUCCUGAUCCGCGACGAAAAAAACAUUGCAGGAGAACUUCCGCAAGCUCUGGUGGCACACAUUAUGCGCUACUUACUCACUCGCGAUUAUGAACUUCUCGCAGCAGCCCUCGACUUUUUGUACCAGUACACAGCGCAGCCUGUCAAUGUUUCUAAGCUUGUGAGCGGCGCCGCCGAUACCCCGGCGCCGGCGCCGGUCGCAGCAGUACGCGAGCACCUAGUGCGACUCCUUACUUACGGCAUGACCUCCCCUGAGCCCGUGUAUGUACGCCAGCCAAGACGCACACCCAAACCUGUUCCUGAAAAUCCGCCUGUGUUGGGAGAGUUGGAGUUGCGCGAGUUGCUUUCUUUGAACGAACCUGAUCGUGCCACGCAGUGGAUUCGGACAUGUUACGAAAACGAGGCCACAGGUGAGGUGACACAGAUUUCUUUGUGGAAAGCAUAUGAAGCCCAAUUUGAACCUCAUGCUCGUGCUGGCGGUGUCAGACUUCUUCCAGCUGUUGACUUUAUCAAAAAUGUGACUGCAGCAUUCCAAAACUCAGCUGCAAUGGUUGUCAAUACUCCUGACGGAAAGAAACGGUUCAUCAUUAAGGGAAUCCAGCCCCGAGCAUAUGCUGUAGCGCCGUCACUAUUACGGGCAGCUGCUGCUGGAGGAUCUGGUGUUGGCGAAUCAGGAGAUAAGAAGGGUGGUGAUAAAGCUGCAUCUUCGCGUCCUCCCAUUUUUGGUGCCACUGCAGCUCUUGUAUUGCAAAACAUUGCCCGUAGCAAAGAUGGCAAACGGGUUUUGAAACCUUCCACUGCUGCUCUUGUGCGUGCAGCCCUUAUGAAUCCAGCUGUUUCUGGGUACGUUGGUGAGAUUUUGACACUUCUUGAGACUACUUCAAAAGAUGAGGAGGAAGCAAUGUAA
Magnusiomyces paraingens is the source of this 2148-nucleotide messenger RNA. RefSeq lists its product as uncharacterized. The coding region runs from base 1 to 2148 and encodes 715 amino acids. The transcript has a single exon. Lineage: Eukaryota; Fungi; Ascomycota; Dipodascomycetes; Dipodascales; Dipodascaceae. Gene Ontology annotation, molecular function: DNA binding. The record is from RefSeq and is a predicted model, not a curated record. Gene Ontology annotation, biological process: regulation of DNA-templated transcription.